UUUGGCAAAAACAUUUGGUAUUGCUGCAAAGCUGCUUAACAAUUUUAUAGUUAUCAUCAAAAGCAGCAAGCAUGGAUGUCAUCAACAAAUUCUACUCGUCCGCCGUGCAUACCGUCUCGCAGCUGUCGGGUGUGCUGCCUGGCAAUAAUGUAACACGGGAAUACGAAGUAUUGGACCAGAUUUGCACAGCGGGUGUGGGACUCAUGUGGAAGGUCUACAAUGGCCACAAAAAGAGCACCAAGCAGGAAGUCUCGGUCUUUGUGUUUGAGAAAAAGGUACUGGAGCGCUGGUCAAAAGACGACCGGGAAACAAUGCUGGAGACGUUGCGGCGGGGCGUUCAGCAACUAACAAAAAUACGACACCCGCAUGUCCUAACCGUGCAGCAUCCGCUGGAAGAGAGUCGCGAUUCUCUGGCCUUUGCCACGGAGCCAGUUUUUGCAUCGCUCGCCAAUGUCGUUGGGGACUCGGUGCGUUCGGAAAAGAAGCUUUACGAUGUGGAAAUACGCCAUGGGCUGCUCCAGCUGUUUGAUGGCCUGCAAUUCCUGCACAACGAUGCCAAGAUAGUGCAUCGCAACAUCAGCGCCGAAACGAUUGUGAUCAACAAGAACCGCAGCUGGAAACUGUUUGGCUUCGAUUUCUGCAUAGCCAAUCAGCCAUCAACAAAUGGCACUCCUCACUGGCCAUGUAGGGAGUACAGCACAUCCCUGCACGUGCUGGCCCAGCCAAGCUUAGAGUAUACAGCGCCGGAGCUGGCUUUAAACAGUGUUAACACGCCGGACAGUGACCUUUUCUCGCUGGGUGUGCUCAUCUUCACAAUUUACUCGGGCAAACCGCUAAAAAUGUUCGGAAGCGAUUACAGUGGCUUUCGGCGUUACGCCAACGAUUUGAAUCAGCGCAAGUACCCGCCCAUGAACACAAUACCAAGCGAGCUAACCGAAAGUCUCAAAGCCCUGCUGCAUCCCAGCGCCAGUUUGCGGCCUAAGUUGCAUGAGCUGAAAUCGAUUGCUUACUUUCAGGACGUGGGCGUCAAGACUCUAAGCUAUUUGGACUCACUUUACCAGUGGGACAAUCUGCAGAAAUCCAAGUUCUACAAGGGUCUGCCGCAGAUAAUACCCACGCUGCCGCAUCGCGUGAACUUACACUCGAUAUUGCCCUAUCUGAUCAAGGAGUUCGUCAACUCGCCCAUGAUUCCAUUCGUUUUGCCCAAUGUGCUACUGAUUGCCGAAAUGAGCAGCCAGCGCGAAUACUGCGAUCACAUACUGCCGCACUUGAAGCCCAUUUUCAAGCUGACGGAUCCCAUACAGAUACUUCUGAUAUUUAUGCAGAAAAUGGAUUUGCUUCUCAAGCUAACGCCGGCAGAGGAAGUGAAGCAGAGUGUGCUGCCCCUGCUCUACCGUUCACUGGAGUGCGACAUGCCGCAAAUACAGGAGCUGUGCCUGGGCGUGCUCCCUACCUUUUCCACUCUCAUCGAUUAUAAUGCCAUGAAGAACGCAGUCAUACCGCGUAUUAAAAAACUCUGUCUGCUUAGCAACAAUGUUUCGGUUAAGGUUAACUGUCUUAUAUCGAUUGGCAAGCUACUGGAGAACCUGGACAAGUGGCUGGUGCUAGACGAGAUUCUCCCAUUUUUGCAGCAGAUACAGAGCCGCGAGCCUGCAAUUGUAAUGGCUAUAAUAGGCAUUUAUAAAAUCGCCAUGACGAACACAAAGCUGGGUAUCACAAAGGAUGUAAUGGCGCACAAAUGCAUACCGUUCCUGGUGCCGCUGAGCGUAGAAAAUGGACUGACCAUAGCGCAAUUUAAUACCAUCGUCGCGCUAAUCAAAGAAAUGCUGGGUAGAGUGGAGCAGGAACAACGUGAAAAGCUCCAGCAAUUGUCUACAAUACAGCGGGACAACAAACCCAAGGAUGCUUCCGAGAUACUGGCCAAUGAGUUGGAUAACGCUACGCUAUCGCCCUCAAGCAGCUAUGGUGCUAGCAAUGGCAAUAAGAGCGACGAUGAUAUGUUCUCCGGCUUCAGCGUGGGUCAGCCAGCGAGCGCUGCGACGCCAAAACCUACCGCUACAGCCCUGGCGCCUGUCAAAACAAGGGAGCAGCUCAAAAUAACGCACAAUACAACGACAGAGACAACAUCGAAAACGGACAUGUUUUCAUUAAUGCAAAGCAAUCUGAGCAGCCUAAGCACUGUCCAGAGCACACCAGCAGCAGCAGCAGCAGCUGUUCCUCAGCACGCCAUGCCCUUCAAUGCGAGCAGCAACAAUAGCAACAAUUGGCAUAGCGCAAAUCCGCUGGUCAUGAAUCAUCAGCUAGCCUCACCGCAGGCCAGCAGCAACAACAAUUUCUCCUCGCUGGACGAUUUAGAUCCAUUUGGUUCUGCUGGUGCCGCCAGCCAGAUUGCCAAGCCCAAUAAUGCAAAUGGUGCCAAUAUGUAUACGCUGCAGCAACCCACAGUUAACUACAUAUAUCCAACUGGCUACAAUGCAUCAAACAGCAUGAACAACAUGCAGCCGAGCAUCGGUCUAAACAAGCCAAUGAUCAUGGGUGCAGCAGGCACGGCCACGCCCACGCUGAUGCCACAGAUGACCCAGUCAACGGAUAGCAAGAAUCUUAACACGUUAUCGCAACAAGACAUACUUAACUUCUUGAACUAGACACAUCAUUCCCGCGA
This is a messenger RNA of Drosophila novamexicana, 2662 nucleotides long. RefSeq names its product SCY1-like protein 2. The transcript is spliced from 6 exons. The coding region runs from base 72 to 2645 and encodes 857 amino acids. Gene Ontology annotation, biological process: protein phosphorylation. NCBI's taxonomy places the organism in Eukaryota, Metazoa, Arthropoda, Insecta, Diptera, Drosophilidae. The record is from RefSeq and is a predicted model, not a curated record. Gene Ontology annotation, molecular function: protein kinase activity; ATP binding.